CAUCAUCAUAAUGUUAGCAUCUGAGAGAAAAGGAUCGCUCCUUCCAGUCUUACAUAUUUAUAGUGUUUCCAUAAAUUAACCACAAACAUCAAUUAAAUUUCGGAUAGCCUUGAUUUGGUGGCAAAAUCAGCUGAGCCUAAUAAACCCCGACCAACAUAUUAGGUGGAAAAGAUCCUCAAGCUAGCGGGAAUUCCUCUAAGCCUCCCCCCUCAGAUAGCACUUAUGCUGGAAAAGCUCAGAUGGGAACGGAUAGAUCGUUGGAAAGAUUAGCUCCUGUGACUUUCUCUUCAGCAGGAAUUUCUCAAGUCAAAAUCCCAGAUGAGGUCUUCAAUCGUGGAGCUGAAGCACAUAAAGAUUUUGUCUUGGGAGUCUUCACUGGAAAAACCCCUUCCUACAGCCAAAUUCAAAGCGUACUGACUCACAUUUGGGGAAAAGGCACCAAACUGGUUAUCCAUCUCAGGCCUCAAUCUCACUCUAUGCUAGUAAAAAUUCCUAAUGAAUACAUUCGCCGGAAAGUAGUAGAGCAAGAGAUUUGGCAUAUUGGGACUUCUAUGUUUUAUGUCGCACAAUGGAGUGCCCAACUAGCCAUUACGCCUCCCACGAUGGACUCCAUACCCCUUUGGGCUCAUGUUCGAGGUGUUCCCUUUGAUCUCUAUACAAGAGAGGGGCUCAGUCUAGUGGCUGGCAAUAUUGGAGAUCCGGUGGAAGCUGAUGAAUUUACUAUUCGAAUGGUCAGUCUUGAUGUCGCACACGUCAAGGUCAGAGCUAACUGUAGAAAGCAUCUCCCUUCAGUGGCUGAGCUUAUCAGGAGUGACGGAACUAUCAUCUCAGUUUCGGUUACGUAUCCUUGGGCCCCGCCGACUUGCCCUUGUUGUAAUCGCCUAGGUCACCUUGAGCAAAGAUGUCCUAAUGCAAAGUGGGCUCCAACUGCAAAGGGUUCAUCUAAAGCACCAAACACUGCUAAUCAGUCUGAGCAUCAAAAAACGCCUUCUCAUUCUCAACCAGCACCCUCAUCUCCCUCUAAGGACAAGGGAAAAGGACAUCUCCAUCCCUCCUCUGCUUCUGCUAAGGAUGAUGCAGUUGCUGCUGCUGCUUCAACCAGAGAUUCGGUUAUUACUGCUGACUGUUAUACACCGUUUGAUAAAGCCCUUGAAAGGACCAUCUUCUCUAAAGAUACUCUGGUUGCUAACCCAUUCUCGCCAGCCAUCGUAUCUCAUGAGGUAGGACCUCAAGUUUUGAAGCCGUUUAUAAAUGUCUCCUCCUCCAAGAAAAGAAAAGGAUCCCAUCUGAGUAGAAGAUCUUCCCCUGAGUCUACUGGAGGGACCAUCAGCGCAAAUUUAUUCUCAGAAAUUUCUUUGGCUAAUCCUUUUUCUCUAUUGGAACCCCGAAAUCUCGGGCAUCUCUCUGCAACAGGCUUCUCCUUCAAUAUUAAGGAACCUGAUGGGCAAUCUGGAGAUUCGGUUUCUGUCACAGCCAUUGUGCUUCCUGAAGGAUCUUCUACCCCUGUAAAGGGCUCUUCUCCUCCUGGUGGAAGAAACACAAAAAAUCUUUAA
Molecule: messenger RNA, 1553 nt
Organism: Brassica oleracea var. oleracea
Lineage: Eukaryota; Viridiplantae; Streptophyta; Magnoliopsida; Brassicales; Brassicaceae
Exons: 2
Coding region: 240-1553 (437 amino acids)
Source: RefSeq, a predicted model, not a curated record